AUGAUCAUCCCACAAAGCACGGCUGUGCGUAUCCUCAGCACCGAUAUUGAAUGCAUAUUUAGAGAAUACUUUUCUGCCCCAGAAGCACGCUAUGAUUCUGUUUUACAAAUUAGUGGUGUCGCAGUGAAUUACUAUGGAAAUGACCAUGCUGAGAUCAAGCAGAAAAUAGUUUUUACCUUGGAUACAUGCGCUGCUAUAGACGGCGUCAAAGUUGUAGAGUGCGAGACGGAGCGUGCUCUUUUAAGUAAAUGGCGCAUAUUUCUACUCAAGUUUGAUCCAGAUGUUCUCACUGGAUUUUAUUCUAACAAGUUUGAUCUAAAAUACCUGAUCGAGAGGGCGGAACGACUGGGACUCGCGACUUUCCCUUAUUUUGGACGUGAGCUUGACGAAAAGGUAGUGAUCAAGCCUUCUGCAGGGAGAAAACCAGCUGUUGUCGAAGAUGUUCCAGGACGUAUGAUUAUUGAUAUGUACGAUUAUAUCAAGGAACAGUAUCCCAACUUGUCCAGGUAUACGCUAGAUGCAGUAUCACAUCAUUUUUUGGGCGACCGGAAAGAACACAUGAAUUAUUUCGAAAUUCCAGGUUUACAAAUGGGCGAUGAGUAUACCAGACAGCGUUUAGCAAAGUAUUGUUUGAAAGAUUCAAUGCUUGCCUACGAGCUUUUCAAGAAACUGCAGCCACUUGAGAAUAUACUCGAUCAGACAGCAGUUCCAAUGGAAUGCUAUGGAUGUGAGGAGCAAUAA
Molecule: messenger RNA, 741 nt
Organism: Zychaea mexicana
Lineage: Eukaryota; Fungi; Mucoromycota; Mucoromycetes; Mucorales; Lichtheimiaceae
Product: ribonuclease H-like domain-containing protein
Exons: 6
Coding region: 1-741 (246 amino acids)
Biological process (GO): DNA-templated DNA replication
Molecular function (GO): nucleic acid binding; DNA-directed DNA polymerase activity
Source: RefSeq, a predicted model, not a curated record